Medicago truncatula (barrel medic) is the source of this 1041-nucleotide messenger RNA. RefSeq names its product two-component response regulator ARR17. Lineage: Eukaryota; Viridiplantae; Streptophyta; Magnoliopsida; Fabales; Fabaceae. Gene Ontology annotation, biological process: phosphorelay signal transduction system; cytokinin-activated signaling pathway. The transcript has 5 exons. Bases 304 to 774 code for a protein of 156 amino acids. The record is from RefSeq and is a predicted model, not a curated record.
UUUUACCAAUCUUUCUAUAAUUUAUUUUUUUCUUUCUAUAAUUCUUCUUCACUCACCAACCACAUCACCUUUGAAUUCAUUUCCAUUUCCUUUUGCUCUUUUUGAGAGUAUAUAUAUUGGAUAGGACAGGACAUCCUUCAUGUAUCUCUUGUGACUUUCAAGUCUUUGUGUUCAUUUAUAAGUGUCUGCGUUUUGUUUUUCUUUUUGUCCUCUUCAAUUCUCUACAUUUAAUAUUAUAGUACCGUCCUCUAUUUAUUGCAACUACGUUACCACCUUCUUAUAACUUGUUCAUUGUCAUUACUCAUGGCUUCUGAUUCUUCUUCUUCAAAGUGGGUGAUGGAAAAUGGUGACAUUCCUCAUGUUCUGGCUGUUGAUGACAAUAUCAUUGAUCGCACACUUGUUGAGAAACUUCUGAAGAAUUCCUCUUGCAAAGUGACAACUGCUGAAAAUGGGCUGAAGGCAUUGGAGUAUUUGGGCUUGGCAAGUGGUGCUGAACAGAAGAACACUUUGGAGAAUGGAGGACCCAAAGUGAACUUAAUCAUCACUGACUACUGCAUGCCAGGGAUGACUGGCUAUGAGUUGCUUAAGAAAAUUAAGCAAUCAUCAAUGAAGGAAGUUCCUGUUGUGAUCAUGUCAUCUGACAAUAUACCAACAAGGAUCAACAAGUGUAUGGAAGAAGGGGCUCAGAUGUUCUUAUCGAAGCCUGUCAAACAAUCUGAUGUAAAACAACUGAUAGGCCAGCUGAUGAAUUUGGGAAGGCUCCAAAAGAAUUGAAGCAAGAAGAAAGCAAUGCAAGAUAUCACCCUUAGGCCUUAAUAAGAUAUGUUUAGGACUAGAAAUACAUAUCAUUGUUUUGGGGAUGUUAUACUCUAGUUUAGGUCAAGUUCUUUUUCCUAGAGUAUAAUUUAAGUCUUUUUUUUUUUUUUUUUUUUUUUUUAAGUUGUCCUGCUUGACCAUGGUGGAAGUUAGUUUUAUAUGUUACAAUCAAGAAUACAAAAUAAAAGGGUGUUACAAUUAAGAAGUUGGUAUUUUUUAUAGUUA